Sordaria macrospora k-hell is the source of this 1941-nucleotide messenger RNA. Lineage: Eukaryota; Fungi; Ascomycota; Sordariomycetes; Sordariales; Sordariaceae. The record is from RefSeq and is a predicted model, not a curated record.
AUGCCGUCCGUCAUUAACAACGAAAUGGCAACUCACGAUGACGAGUCAUCGUUGAGUUUCUCAACAGAGUCGUCAAUCGACUAUGGCGGAGGCUCAAACACCCCGUCUGACGCCUCUGAGUUUGGAGGCAACAAAGGCCAGUACAGCAGCGUCACGCCCACUCGUCAGAGCUACCCCAAUGGCAUCAUGACUUCUGCGAACACACCAAAGACGAACAUGCUGCGUCGUUCGGUCACCUUCGUAGAGCCGGACCCGCCCGCCAGAGAGCAUUCCCGGAUCACGUAUACCAUGGUCAACAACACACCUCCUUCCACGCCGAAAGGUGAUACAUUCGACGCUCAAUACCUUUACCCCCCGAGCGCUUGCGUGUUUGUGGCAAACCUCCCCGAAGCUAGGGAGGAUGAUGAUCUUCAUGCUGCAGUUACCAAGGAGUUCAGCUGCUUCGGGGUGGUAUAUGUCAAGAUUCGCCGCGACCCCUCCAAUAUGCCAUUUGCCUUCUGCCAGUAUACAGACGAGGACCAUGCGAAGGAUGCGGUGAUCAACGGAAAGGGUAUCAUGAUUCUUGGUCGCCCCUGCCGGACCGAGAUGGUUAAAGCGAACCGCACGUACGCAAUCAACAGACGUGAUUAUGGGGACAUCACAGUCCAUCAAGCCAUGCGCGUGCUCGAAGCUUACGGAGAAUUGAGCAAGUGCUACUUGCUGCCCACUGAGCGUCAGAAGGCACUCGGGCUUCCUGCCACUGUCAUCGCAGCGUUCACGACAUUCGACCCAGCUCGCGAUAUGGGAACUGUUGCCAAGCAGAACCCAGAGUAUCGGAUUGUACCCUACGAUGAGCAGAAGGGCUCGAUCACGCCGCCCAGGGACCCCAACAAGGAGUUCCUUAAGCAGUAUGAGAUUGAUCGACAAACCCUCUAUGUCGCGCACUUGCCGCGUGAUAUCGAUGAAGCAGAGCUCGGUGAGCUUUUCAGCCAGGCUGGCACGGUCAGAAAGUGCACCAUCGUGAGGAAGGACGGCCAUUCCUACUAUGGUGCCCGUCAGCAGUUCUAUGCUUUUGUGGAGUACGAGAACAUUGGCGAACCCGAUGAAGCUAUCAGGCGCUUCAGAGGGUAUGAGUUGCGCGGCCAUCCGCUGAAAGUGGAACGAAAGGCCACGAAGAGUGCUCGUCGCAUGGUUUCGUCCCCUGCCUCUUCCGACACAUUCAAAGGCGGUCCCCGCACCCCUAACACGCCAUCGAGAAGCACAUUUGCUCACAGAUCUGUCAUGCAACGUUCGAGCGUUCCGGAGAUGGCGGCUUCAGUUCCACAGCCAACUUCAAUGUUGCUAGCCUACCCAUCGGAAGGAUCUCCCCCUCAGCGCGGGAAUGUCCACACAACUCAUGGCUUCCAUCGCGCGAACGGUAUUGCCCUGGAUGAUUCUGCUAUCCAGAAUGUGUCAGCAGAGCCGCUUGCUGUCAAGCCGAUCAAGUCGAUGCCCAAUUUCGGUGCACAUGGCGCUCAAGGCGAUGCCACUUCUGCCAACAACCUCCCCGCUGGUAUUCUCCUAGGACCUUCUGCCAGCGUCGUUCCGAGACCCCAGUUUACAGCUCUGCCGCAUCCCACAGCUGACGUUAACGGAAGGCCCAUCCACCCGAUGGAGCCUUUGCCCAUCACCUCUUGGGAUCAGCCCCAGCCCGGCUACCCACACGUCGGCUAUAUUCCGGACUGGGAUAUGCACUCCUACAUGACUGGAAUGCCCGGCACUGGCCCGAUCUUGCCUCCCAAUGUCCAGCAGGCUCCUCACGACCUGGUGAUGCAUAACUGGACUCCUGAGUUCGCGCCGCCCAUCCCCCUCGAGUGCGUUCCGCGUGGCUUUGUGCGUUCGCACUUCGCCUACCAUCCCAUUACGGGACAGCACUGUGCCGUUUGGAUCCCCGGCGCUGCGCCGCAUCCCUCGGUCUAUUGA